CUGCGUCCUCAUCACAUGACCGUUUAACACAACAACAAAGAUGUCUGCUCUGUACAGCCCGGCGCACUAACAGCUCAAACCUUCCCAACCUCAAACCGCUGCAUUUAAACCGGUAACUGAGACUACUGGAGCUGUACUGUGAGGUCUGUAAGAGACUGAGGCGCUUGGGUUGAGCUCGGAAGUCAGACAGCUACAAUAUGGAUCCGACAGCAUCUGGGAUUUUCUGCAACAGAAUGCUAAGCAUGGUCAAUUCUGAGGAUGUGAACGCCAUCAUUCAAGCCCAGAGACACAUGCUGGACCGCUUUGAGAAGACCAAUGAGAUGCUCAUUAACUUUAAUGGUUUGUCCAAUGUGCGACUUCAACAGAUGAACGACCACUUUCUGCUCCACACUCGCACUUUAAUUGAGAUGAAGAAGGAUUUGGACAGUAUUUUCCGGCGAAUAAGGACAUUGAAGAGUAAGAUUUCAAAGCAGUAUCCUGAGGCUUUCAGCAACAUCCACGAGUCUCCUAGCCUAGAGGAUGAUGAUGAUGAGUUUGACCCAAUCCCUCCCAGUGUGGCCACCACUGCCACCACAACAGAGCAGAGCACCGAGUCAUGUGACACCAGCCCUGACGUAAUUUCACCCACCAUCAGCCGCUGCUCAGAGGAGCUCUCCCAGGAGAAUCCCGACACGCCUACGUCUAACAGCCCAGAGAGGGCUGUACUGCUGGACGAGGGUCCAGAUUCAGCUGAGAUCUAGAGUCUUUAGAUGCUUCUGCAUAUUUGAGUUACUUUAGAACCUCAUAUUAACAGCAGGAUUGCAUUAAAUAGCCUGCAUGGGAGGAAGAUGCUACACCAUUUGCCAUUCAUGCAUUUAGACAGUUAUUCAGUUUAGGUUUGGAGAUAAAUGAGAUGUCUGAGUCACUUGUAUUGUUCAUAUUUUAUGUCACAGUGGGCAUUAUUGUUACAUAUUGUAUGUAUUUUACCCUCAGAAUGAGAGCUUAUUUAUUUUUUACCUCACAUUAAAGUAGCCUGCCCCACAUUGCUUCAAAUGCACUCUUUUAAACUCUAACUCAUGUAAUUUUGAUGUGCAGUAUAUAUUAAUUCUUACAACUUUAACUAAAAAUAAUAAGUCAUGCUUUGUGUAUUUUAUCAUCUUCAUCUGUAUAUUAAAACAAGAUUGCUUUUUA
Molecule: messenger RNA, 1170 nt
Organism: Astyanax mexicanus (Mexican tetra)
Lineage: Eukaryota; Metazoa; Chordata; Actinopteri; Characiformes; Acestrorhamphidae
Gene: kxd1
Product: KxDL motif containing 1
Exons: 5
Coding region: 198-740 (180 amino acids)
Biological process (GO): lysosome localization
Cellular component (GO): BORC complex
Source: RefSeq, a predicted model, not a curated record